AUGGCGAGUGGGAAGAGAGGACUCGACGAUGACUGGGCCCCAGCCCUACUGCACUACCCGCUCAGCACCAUCAUGGGUCAGACGUGGCUGUCUGGCAGACUAGGUACAGGAAGGUUCCGGCCUGCAUGCCCGCUUGAGCAUUGCCUGAUUCCCUUUCCACAGGGUCACCACACACCCAUCACACACCGCUUUAUUGACGUCAGGAUGCAGCUUGAGAGCCUUUUUCUUGAACGCCUUCUUGACAUCCUGGAUGUUGCUGCCAGGAGCCACUCCCAGCACCUGGUAGGGGUCUCUGGCGGCAGCAAUGCGGAGGCCCCUGGCUGGAACCUGUACGCCUCCGACGGAAAGUUUGUGAUGGACCAUGUCAACGACUGGCAGCACUCUGCCAUGUACUCUGCGUUCAUGCUGUCUGGUCUGGUGGAUCUGGCCACCUGGUAUGGCAGGCUGCCAGAGGGCAUCGAGCAUGCGUCGCUGGGCAUGGCCUUCCUGAUCGAGGGCAUGCUCCUGGUCUUCCACCUCAAGGGCCCUAAGAUCGAGAUCCUGGUGCACCUCAUCCUCGUCAUCCAGAUCUUCCUCACCGUGGUUGCCGUGGUAUUCGAAGCCCUGAUGCCCACCAGCUUCGCGGCCGCCCUGGCGCGCCCCCUGUCCACUGUGAUCCAGGGCGUGUGGUGGAUCCAGACGGCGUACAUCAUGUACCGAGCAAAGCCGCAGUGGGAUCCGGAGGACAUGAGCUCCGCGAUGAUGGCGCCCGUGGCGUGGGUCACGCAUGUGCUGUGGAUCACAGCCGCCAUGCUCUCGGUAUUUCUGCUGAUGCGCUGGGUUACGGAGCGGCACCUGGGCUGGGUGUACAAGGAGGAGCGCGGCGCGCCGGGGCUGGGCUCGCCCAUGCCCGCUGCCAGGUACGGCGCCCAGCGUCCCAGUGGCCGCACCAACGGCCACAUCGACCUGGAGCUGAGCGCCCUGACCUCUGACAAGUACUGA
Molecule: messenger RNA, 981 nt
Organism: Auxenochlorella protothecoides
Lineage: Eukaryota; Viridiplantae; Chlorophyta; Trebouxiophyceae; Chlorellales; Chlorellaceae
Product: Transmembrane protein 45B
Exons: 6
Coding region: 1-981 (326 amino acids)
Source: RefSeq, a predicted model, not a curated record